Molecule: messenger RNA, 2245 nt
Organism: Acipenser ruthenus (sterlet)
Lineage: Eukaryota; Metazoa; Chordata; Actinopteri; Acipenseriformes; Acipenseridae
Product: myb-related transcription factor, partner of profilin-like
Exons: 5
Coding region: 246-1718 (490 amino acids)
Cellular component (GO): nucleus
Source: RefSeq, a predicted model, not a curated record
CCGCAAUGCGCUCGUUGGGUGUCUUGUUUUUAGUUUUUCCCUACAGGCUGUUGCUCCGCGAGUGUGGGUUUGGACGAUUCUGUAUAAUUGGCUGCUUUCUUAACGAUAGACGAUUUUUUUUUAACGGAAUUGUUUUAGUUAAAGAGGCGGUUUCGAUGUGAAACGCAAGACUUGAAAGUAAAGAAAGAAAGCUGAGAAGCGAGGGAGUGAGAACGGAUCAGCCUCACUCGAAGGAAGUUUCUGAGAUGGAAGCAGCUCACAUCAGCCCAGAGCUUCCUGUUCGAUGGGUUGUUUCUGCAGACAGGACUGUUGAGAUCAAGGAGGAAGUGACUGAGCUGGGGUGUGACCAGACCAAUGAGCGGAUCCUGCAGGAGGAAACGCCACCUUCUAGCAUCACUGAGAAAGAAUCCAAAACUGGCCAUUUCCAAUCUGCGAAAGCGGAAGAGACGGAUGUCGCUUGUUUGGGAAGCAAAAGUAAGGCGGCACAAAACAGCAGCUGUCGACCAAUCACAGCUUACGCUCCAGACCUUCCAAAAGAGGCGGAAACAGGGAGAACGUUACCGAAAACAAACGAAGUGCAAAAGAAGACCCGGGUCCGGUUCAGCAGAGAGGAUGAAGACAUCAUCAUGGCAGAGGUGGAGGAGAGAUGGGACGAGCUCUUCGGUGUGCGGAGCCUCUCCCUCGCUCGAGGUGCCAAGGCCCGCAUAUGGCAAGACAUAGCGACACGGGUCUCGGCCUCCUCGAGCGGUGUAAGAGACGGCGAGGACAUCCGCAAAAAAUGGACUUACAGCAAACAGAGCUUAAGAACCAAAGUGGCUGCCCAGCGGACGUCCCCCGCACAGGCUGGCGGGGGAGUUAACACCACGCCGGAACUCACCCCCCUGGAACAACGUCUGCUGGCCCUGAUGGGCCACGAAUGUGUGGGAGGCGUCGAUGCUCCUGAUGUUGGCUUUGGGCCAGAGCCUCCUCUGGAGGAAAGUUCAGGCACCCUGCCACAGACAGAGGACUCAGACACCAUCAGCAACGAGGGCAGCCACGAACACCAGCAAGAGCCCACAGUGCCGUCCACGGCCGCCUCCACUGCCUCCACUUCCAGAUGCAGGGGUCCACCUCCAGGAGACGACCUGGCCCCCAUCCUGGCAAGCAUACUGGACAGACAGGAGCAAACGCUUACAAUGCACAGGGAGGCAAUUGGAAUAUUGCGAUCGUUAGCUGCGGAUGUGCAUAGGUAUGUGGAUCAUGUCAUCUCAACACCUGUACCAACACACGUCCCAGCUCCAAUGAUGAGUAGCAAUAUUUCAGUUGCCUCCAAAUGCACACCAUCCCCUGUUCACUGCACCCCACACACACCAUCCCUAACCACUCCCCAGACCUCUUCGUCACAUUUCCAGCAACCCCACACCAGCACCUACCAGCUCCCACCCCAACACCCCCCCCCAGCUUAUAGGCCCUCCCCACCCCCAGUAUGCCGCUUAUCACCACACGCCCCCCAGUCUGCCCCGUUAGAUCUAUACACACACACUCCCCCUCGCACAUUGCCUGUCCCUUCUCCUGCUCCUGUCAGACUUGUCCAGGGCUGCCAGGAAGACACUGCUCCACUGCCCCAAACCUCUGCCCAGGAGCCUCUGCCUCCACCUGAGGUCAUGCCCUCCAGAAGAGGAAGAGGAAGAGGAAGGGGAAGGGCCAGGACCAGAGGCAGGGGUCGGAGAUGGAGAUGAAGAUGAAGAGGAGGAGGCCCCUAAACAUCUGGAAGACCUCUGCUGAACGGGAAAAUCCCUUUUUUAUAGCAGAAAAUAAUAUUGCAAUUUAAUAAACGUUCUUUUGGUUUACAUUUGUAUUGUUUUUAUGUUUUUUAUGCAUUAUCUUAUUUAAACACACUUAAUUUUUUUUGAUAGCCUAUUUCAAAGUGCAAUGUAAGGCUUAGGACGUGUGGGAAUAUACAGUAUCAUGUAAUCAUUAUUCUGGCACAGCUUGUGCAUAAGAUAUAUUUGUAUAUCUACCUACAUAAAAUGUAAAACUUUGUAAAGAAGAAAACGUGUAGUGCGUGUUUCGUUUGAGGUGCAACAAACUCAACAUAUAUUAUGAUAAUAAUAGGCAUAAUACACAUUGUAACGAACCUCAGUUCCCGCAGGCAGGCGCAUCACACAGGGCGAGGCAAUCCACACACAGACGGAGGGCAGGCGUGAACCCGGGACCCCUCGCACUAAAGCAUAGCGUCGAUACCGCUGUACAAAAGAGCCGGCUC